CAGGGACAAACGGAGUCUACCAUCUUCCAAUCAGCCAGCUGAUCUCAACAGGAGAGAAGACCCAGGAAAUCCCAAGCACCUCCGACAAUGAAGGAACAAGAAAAACCCCUAACCCACCGCCUCCAUUACUGGGGCAACACCCCAGAAGAAGACUACUACAAGCUCCAAGGAAUCACAGGCUCCAAGUCAUUCUACACCUCGCCCAGAGGCCUUAAGCUCUUCACCAGAUCAUGGCUUCCCCUGUCCUCCACUCCUCCACGUGCCCUCAUCUGCAUGGUCCACGGCUACGGCAACGACAUCAGCUGGACCUUCCAGGCCACCUCCAUCUUCCUUGCCCAAAAGGGUUUUGCUUGCUUCGCUCUUGACUUGGAAGGCCAUGGCCAAUCUCAGGGUCUCAGGGCUUUCGUACCCAGUGUUGAUCUUGUUGUUCGAGACUGUCUCUCAUUCUUCAAUUUUGUCAAACAAGACCCUCUGUUUCGUGGGCUGCCUUCAUUUCUGUACGGAGAAUCGAUGGGGGGUGCAAUUUGCCUCUUGAUCCACUUAGCGGAUCCGAAAGGGUUCGAUGGUGCAGUUUUGGUCGCACCAAUGUGUAAAAUCUCUGACAAAGUGAGACCCAGCUGGCCAAUUCCACAGGUUCUCACAUUUGUUGCCAAAUUCUUUCCCACUUUGCCAAUCGUUCCGGCCGCCGAUCUUUUGUACAAGUCUGUGAAGGUUGACGAGAAGAAGAUCAUAGCGGAGAUGAAUCCGAUGAGGUAUAGAGGGAAACCAAGAUUGGGGACGGUGGUGGAACUAAUGGGGGUUACUGAGUAUUUGAGUAAGAGGUUGCCCGAUGUGAGCCUUCCAUUUAUUGUAUUACAUGGAAGCGCGGAUGUUGUUACAGAUCCGAAUGUGAGCAGAGAUUUGUAUGAAGAGGCGAAGAGUGAGGACAAGAGCAUAAAGAUUUAUGAUGGGAUGAUGCAUUCUUUGUUGUUUGGCGAAACUGAUGAGAAUAUUGAGAUUGUUCGCCUUGAUAUACUGACAUGGUUGAAUGAUAGAUGCAGAGGAAGAGUUGAAUAAAUUUGUAAGGUGAAAUCUCUGAUUAGUGGGUCCAAAUUGUUGUUAUUUCACAUAAUUAAAUAUUUUGACCAAUUGUAUUCAGCCCAAAUGAAGUCACAAGCGUUUCACAAUAAUAUAUAUAUUAUCU
Corylus avellana is the source of this 1183-nucleotide messenger RNA. Its product is annotated as alpha/beta-Hydrolases superfamily protein. The record is from RefSeq and is a predicted model, not a curated record. NCBI's taxonomy places the organism in Eukaryota, Viridiplantae, Streptophyta, Magnoliopsida, Fagales, Betulaceae.